AUGUAUUUGGAGGUGCUCAUCGACUCUACCUUUUGCAACAAGGAAGCGCCUACUACAAUCAUUCUCAUCAACAUGUCAUCACGCUUACAACCCUUACGCAACAGCGGAUUGUUCCGCAACCUCCCCCAGUUCGGGCCUGAAGUUGGUGGAUUGACUGCCAUUGUGUGCGGCGCCAGUGGCAUCUCGGGGUUUCACGCACUAAGGGCUCUGCUCGACACACCUCGCUGGACACGCAUCUUUAUCGUUUCGAGGUCUCCUCUUUCUGAAGAGGCGAAGUCAUUCUUUACUAGCAAACAACUCUCCCGAGUCACCCAUGUGCCAGUCGAUCUGUCGUCUUCUGCAGAAUCAAUUGCAGAGAGCUUGCGGCAAGCUCAGGUAAAGGCAGCGUAUCUAUUCUACUAUGCCUACCUUCAACCAAAAUCGGUGCUGGAUCCCAUGAGUCCUGAGGCGGCCAAGGCCCUAAUCGAAACCAAUGCACCAAUGUUUCAGAACCUCCUUGAUGCCAUGCCUCUGGCCGGCACGGUCCCUAAGCGAAUUCUACUGCAGACAGGUGGAAAGAAUUAUGGUAUGCAUCUGGGUAGGGUUCGCACGCCCAUGCUCGAAUCCGACCCUCAACCGCGCCAUAUUGCCGACAAUUUUUACUACCGCCAAGAAGAUGCUAUGAAAGACUUUUGCACCAAGUUUCCCGGCACCGCUUGGAACGUAGUGCGACCAUUUGGAAUCAUUGGUGCGUCUCCCAACUCGCCUCUCAACAUGUUCGUGUCCUUUGCCAUCUACGCCGCUGUCCAGGCGCAUAAAGGUCAACCGCUUGAGUUUGGUGGUGAUUUGACCGCUUGGCAAUUCGAAGCAAUGCAUUCAACGGCUCGUCUGACGGGCUACCUGAGCGAGUGGGCCGUGCUGGAACCUGACUGUGCCAACGAAGCCUUCAACGCAGUGGACGGAGCCACUCUGAGCUGGGAUAGAUUCUUCGGCGCUCUGGCGCAGUGGUGGGGAGUCUCAAAGGGUGUGCUUGGGCCGAGGAUGGAUGAUCACCAGUAUACCAAGGUCAUGUCAUUGGGCGGCGAUUCCAAGAAUCCAUUGGGCUACGGCCCGCCACAGGAGAUGAAGAGACGAUUCACGCUUCGAGAAUGGGCCGAUGAUGAGGUCAACCAAAACACGUGGAAAAGCCUGAUGAAAAGUUCGGCCGGCGAGCUGACUUGGAAUCCCUUUGAGGGAAACUUGGAUUCCAUCUUUAGUGGUGACUUUGCAUACCUAUCGUUUGGUACUGCAUCUGUAGCCAAGACAAGGAGGUUUGGAUUCAAUGGUUUUGUUGAUCCUUUGGAAAGUGUAUACGAAAUGUAUUUGGAGUGUCAGAAGUUGGGCAUGUUGCCAAGGAUGGCCGCUCAGGCGUCUCCUAUGAUCUAA
Molecule: messenger RNA, 1404 nt
Organism: Clonostachys byssicola
Lineage: Eukaryota; Fungi; Ascomycota; Sordariomycetes; Hypocreales; Bionectriaceae
Source: the annotation of a GenBank genome assembly